GUUGGCAUCGAUUAAUUUAUCGUAUUUCUCUCAAUAUUUUUGAUUGAAGUGUAGUUUGUAGUAUUAGUUUGAUAGUUUACUUAUGUUUAUUAUGUUAAAAUAAAAUCUAAGUUAGAGCAUUUCAUUAGCAUAUAUUUGGAACUAAAUCAUCACACAGGCGGAGCAAGAGUUCCUGGAGCACCUGAACAGUUUGAAAAUCAAGGUUGAGGAUGGCGACACGAGGUGCAUGGUGGAACGUCGCGGGAGGGACAUCUCCGGCAAAUGGAUAUACCUGUGCUACCCAUGCGCGGCAGUGUGCAGCGGGGAGAGCAUCCUGCAGACUCAUAUAUCUGGGAAGAAGCACAAAACCAAGUUGGCGAUGAAAAAUAUUUGGCCUACAAACAUUUUUGAAGAGCAUCCUUAUAUUCUGAGCGAAAAAGGUGCAGCUAAGGAAAAAGGUGGAGCGACAGCAACGGUUCUACAGAAAAUGGCUGAAGAAGUGAAUUACCAUAACAACCCGUCGGAUCUUGAAAUAAAAUACAAUAAAUAUAGAAACGUCCGUUGCCAUAUUCAAGAUUCUCUCGACGCAUGCAAAACUCCUCUAGUGGGCGUGGAGUACCUGGUGGAGCACCCUCCCGAGGAAGCCCACUACGAGCCUUCUUACAUCUGCACGCUGUGUUCCAAGCAGGGUCAUCCGCGAACCAUCAUCAACCACAUGACCUGUUUCUGGCAUCGAUUCAAUUACAUAGUGCGUCACUUCCCUAAAGCGAGCGAGCUGUUGUUACCGUAUAGGUCUCAGCAGAAGUAUCGCGAGGGUGUCGCCGUCAUUAUGAACCGUUUCGCAAAGAGAAUAGAGGAUAAAUUCGGUCGUCUCAUGCCCGUUAACAUCGAAAAGGAGGAAUACGAGAAAGAGAAAGACCGUAUUCACCAAUGGCUUUUCAAGGGUCCUCAUUGCUGUGAAAAAGAAGAUUGUACAUUGGAAGAGGUCGUUGACAAGGAUUUGAUAGAGUCGUUGAGUACUAAGUCGGAGAGGGACGGCUCGAAGAGUUUCCCUAACAGAAAAGAUGAUAAGAGAGAUCCAUCGCCUCCUAUAGUCGCCGCUCCUACGAAACCUAUGUUUAAUAGUUACACUAGGUUCGCGGGUCGACAAGAGCGUAGGGCGGGUUCACCGGGUGUACUCUCCGAUAUCAGUGAUGAUCUGGAGCCGCGCAGAGAGCGGCCAUAUAACAGAAACAACAACCUUCAGCAGAAUCGGUUCGAGCCGUACCGUGACAAGAGGCAGGAACGCAGUCCCGGUCGUAUGCGCUAUACAAAUAAGGCUGCUACUAAGGACAAAUCCCAAGAAAAGCAAAAACCUCAUAACUACGAGUACAAGAUUAAGUUGGUCGAGGGGCAGCGUCGCAACGCAGAGGAGGCAGCUAAGAAGACACUAGCUUAUCAUGAGAAAAAUCCAGAAAAGCAUCCAUUGUACCCUGAAGAGUGGAAAAAGUUCUGGAAUCGCCGCUAUAAGGAGAUACAAGCUGAUGGAAAAGAUCCGUCGAAGCACGAUUUUAAACCGGAAUGGAUAGUGUUCUGGACUGCACGCAUGAAGGAAUUGCACGAAGAAGAGUUACGGGUGCAAGUGAGCGAGAUAUAUCGUAAGAUGCGUCUCACGCCGCCCGAUACAAAGCUCGCCCCCGAACCGAAGACGAACGUUGCAGAUGCCAAACCCAGAUUCCCUGAACUCAAGCGGAGGUCUACGGAAAGAGCACGUUCACCGGAUCCCAGGCGGAGAUCACCCGACCCGAGGAGGAGAUCCCCCGAUCCUAGGAGAAGAUCCCCGGAGCCGAGGCGACGCUCGCCUGAUCCCAGAAGGAGGUCGCCGGAACAGAUGCGUUGGUCUCCUGGUCCUAGACAUGCAGAGAUCCGUCAUAGAUCUCCGUUGCCGAGGAGGAGGUCGCCUGAACCCAGGCGGAGGACUCCCGAACCCCGAAGAAGAUCACCGGAUCCGAGGAAACAGCCGCCGUUGAGGCGACCAGAUGACCGGUACAGACGGGAUUAUAGAUCGCCUGGCCGUAUGAGAGCAAACGAACGGGACAUCUCACCUCCUCGGGUACACUCCAACAAAACUCGUUCUCGUAGUCCUGUGCAGAGGUCACAAGGUCGCGGCAGUGGCAGUCCGCUUUCGCGUCGUGACGCAGUCGAACCGCUGCGGAACCGCAGUCGCACGCCGGAACGCAACGCGAGUGUAGCGCCAUCUAUGCAGACCGUACUCAUAUCCGACGACGAGUUGAAACCAGACGACGGUCUGUCGCCCUGGAACUCUGACAACGACAUGGACUCUAUAUUGUCUAUGCCUGACGUGCGAUCGCCUGCGCUCAUGUCGCGCGCCGGCAGCGAGAUGUCGCGCACGUCGCGCCACAAGCGCGAGUACUCGCGGCCCGCGCAACCGUCCGACCUAGGACCAGCAGAGAACGUGGUCGCUACAUUGAGACUGUUGGUAGCAUUGGAGGACUAUUUGGGCAGCAUCGGCCCUAAGCUGGUCGAUUUGCUAACGGAAGCUCUGCGAAUGGAGAAGGAGAAAGGGAACUCUUCUGAGGAGUUGCUCGAUCGUGAUUCAGCGGUAGUAUUGAUGGAGACCGCGAAGGAGAAGCUGAAGGGCGCGGUUCAAGCGGGACUGGUUCCCUCUGCCGCUUCUGCCGCAGUCAGAUCAGCAGUAGUGAGGACUGCCGCUACCCUGCACGCGGCGGAUACAAGGGCACGAGCACGUAAUAAGGAGAAAAUGGCUAAACCCAAGCCUGAUGCAAACCCGGUGCCGGUAGCAGGCGUCGGCGAGGUGGAUCGUGCUCAAAUCGCUCAGCAAAUGGCGGCCGCUCUCAUCGCUCAGGGCAAGACCGAUGUGUCGUCCGAAGAACUGGCGCAAUUGGUGGACGCUGUGGUCGGAAUGGCGGAGGCCAAGAAGCGGGAGUCGGACUUGAAGAAGGUGGAAGCUAGACCCGUAGCACCGGUUAAAGCUGCGCCGGCGCAACUCAAGAGUUCGCAAACCUCCGCUUUGCAGUUGUUGCAGUCGGCGUACGAUGAAAACGAUAAAAGGAUAGAAAAGGAGGAAGUCACAGACGCAAUGGACGGCCUGUCUGAUUCAGAUUUGGAAACGCUAUUGAAGAAUUUCAACGAGCUGUCCGCUGAGGAGCAACACAGUUUAAUAGCGUAUCUGAAGAAACUUGAAGCGCGCGAGCCCGAGCGAGUGGAACGGCUGCGUCAGUACGUGAGCUCCGCCGCCACCGUCACCUCCGCCGCUGCGGCCACACCGGAUAAACCGGCUGAUGACGUCAACACUGUCUCUAUAGAGAGCGACGACGAUGAUUACACUGUUGAAGAGGUAUUCCAAUCUGCGACUCAGAAAGUAAAGGAAGAUCAGAUACGUCAAGAAAUGGAAAUAGUGAAGAAGUCCCUAGAGGAGUCUAAGACCGUAACAGCGCCGACGGAGACCAAGCAAAACCCCGUGGUCGAUUUGACCAAAAACUUAUCUUCGGCAACAGAUCUCUUGGCGUUUAUGCAAGCGUCCAUUCAAUCGGCUUCGGCACCGGCCGCACAGCAAGCGGCUGACGUCGUCACCAGUAAUACUCAACCGCGUUCCUUCGGUGAUUUACCUGAAGCCCCUAUGGCUGUACAGGAACCAGGGAAAUCUCUACUGUCGACCCCGCUGAUAGCCCAACCGCCUUUCAAUCAAGGUUUAUUGCGAACGCCGCAAAAUAUUAUGAACUACGAAGGUAAUAAUCAAAACGCAGACAACAGUUGGAACCAAACUCCACAAACUAUUGGUAACUAUGCGCAGGACGGUGGUUCCCAAAUGCACGAUAACAGAAAUAUUCAGAAGCAGGAUAAUAGAGGGAAUUUUUCGCAAGACAAUAGGCCGCCGUUGUUACAGAAUAAUAGAGCGCCUUUGUUGCAAGAUAACAGGGGCGGACAUUUUCAACAAGGUAACAGGGGACCGUAUCAACAAGACAAUAUGCAAGAUAACAGAGGUCCCCAACAAGGCAAUAGGGGCCCUUUCAUGGACAAUAGAGGCCCCUAUGGACAAGAUAAUAGGAACAUGCAGAUGCAGUCCAAUCGGCAAUUUCCAAUGCAGAAUAACAGAGGUCCCAAUAUGCAAAAUAACCCACCUCUUUUACAAAGUAAUCCACCCCUUUUACAAAAUAAUCCACCCCUUUUACAAAAUAAUCCAUCCCUUUUACAAAGUAAUCAACAACAUUUUGGACAAAAUCAACCCAUGCAAGAUAAUAGAGGUGGAUCAUUUAUGCAAGAUAACAGGGGGAUGCCGCAAAGAGGUUUCGACAACAAUUUCAGACAAGAUUCGUAUAAUCAGGGUCCUCGACCAAACUUCUCAAAUGGAAGAAUGCAAGACAAGAAUUUUGACACAAGACAGCAAGACCAACAACAAUUUGGUAAUCAGAAAAAUUUUAGAGGCAGAGGCGGCGGUAGGGGUCAGCACGGUGGUCAAAUGAGAGGUCGAGGCAGAGGUGGAUUUUAUCAAAAAUAAGCAAUUUCUAAAUAAAUACAAAUGAAUUUCUAAGGUAUUAAUAUUGAUAAAAAAUUACUAUUAAGAGCACAGUAGGUGCAUUUACGUUGUAUGUAUUUUACCAUUUGUGUAAGUGUUAAUAAAUGGUCAAUGAACUAUGU
Diatraea saccharalis (sugarcane borer) is the source of this 4638-nucleotide messenger RNA. Lineage: Eukaryota; Metazoa; Arthropoda; Insecta; Lepidoptera; Crambidae. The record is from the annotation of a GenBank genome assembly.